Pogonomyrmex barbatus (red harvester ant) is the source of this 1572-nucleotide messenger RNA. RefSeq names its product small glutamine-rich tetratricopeptide repeat-containing protein alpha. The record is from RefSeq and is a predicted model, not a curated record. Gene Ontology annotation, biological process: post-translational protein targeting to endoplasmic reticulum membrane. Gene Ontology annotation, molecular function: molecular adaptor activity; protein binding. Gene Ontology annotation, cellular component: membrane; TRC complex. NCBI's taxonomy places the organism in Eukaryota, Metazoa, Arthropoda, Insecta, Hymenoptera, Formicidae.
GUAGUGAAGUAAGCCGCUUCGACAGACUUCGAACCGCUACGUGAGCGCGAGCGGAGGCUUAUCUCCGUCUGUUCCGUUCGGUGCCCUUCGUUUCUGCCCCGAGUCGACCGUCGAUCGAGAUAAAGGUGCGACUUCCUUGCGUUUACUCGCGGCGCGUCCAAUCCCUCGUGUCGCUGCCGCCGUCAUUGCCGUGUCUCUUCGUGUCAGCUGUCACGAGCGACGACGUCCACGAGAAUCGGAACAUUUUUCAACUGAACCCUAAUGGCUGUCAAAGGAUUAGUAGCAUCAAUUGUCAAAUUUUUGACAGACCAAUUGCAAGAUGGUGAUAUAACUGCUGACUCGCGUGAGAGUUUGGAAGUAGCAAUCCAGUGUCUAGAGAGUGCUUACAAUGUGCAAGCUUCUGAUGCUCCAGCAAAUGUAAAUCUGUAUCAAAUUUAUAAAAAUGCAGUGGAGAAUGCUGCGCCAGUUCUAGGUCCAGAAGCUACACCAGAAGCAAAGGCUGAAGCAGAAAGAUUGAAAAACGAAGGCAAUGCACUCAUGAAACAAGAAAAACAUCACGAAGCGCUUGCCAAUUAUACAAAGGCAAUAGCAUUAGAUGGUCGCAAUGCAGUAUACUAUUGUAAUAGAGCCGCCGUUCACAGCAAGCUUGGUAAUCACACUCUAGCCAUCAAAGACUGUAAUACGGCACUCUCUAUCGAUCCAUCAUACAGUAAGGCAUAUGGUCGAUUAGGUUUAGCAUAUUCUAGUUUGGAAAGGCAUAAAGAAGCUAAGGAAAGUUAUGAAAAGGCUUUAGCGAUGGAACCAGACAAUGAGAGUUAUCGAAACAAUUUGCAACUGGCAGAAGAGAAAUUGGCUCAGUUAGGUGUUAAUCAGUCUUUGCCUAAUUUACCUGGCAUGGAUCUGAGCGCCCUUCUUAGCAAUCCCUCUCUAAUGAAUAUGGCACGUCAGAUGUUAUCUGACCCAGCUAUGCAGAAUAUGAUGUGUAAUCUCAUGUCUGGCAAUGUAGAAGAAGGCGGUCGUAUGGAAUUACUCAUAGAAGCAGGACAACAAUUAGCGCAACAAAUGCAAAACGCGAAUCCUGAAUUGAUUGAAUCAUUGAGACGGCAAAUGGGCGGCAAUCCAAACGAUCCGGAACCACCGCAACAAAAUUAAAAUAUAUCUGGUUGUGUGAUAGAUGGACAUGAACAUUUAUGGCCGACUUUUUUUCUUACUCGUAGUUACAGUGCAUUGUAUCGUUUUCUAAAAUGCCGCGAGACAAGAUUUAUAGCUUCGAUGAUAAUUCUAUCAUCAUAUCUAAAGCGAUAAUACGUAUAGAAUUCAUUUUAUAGCUUGCUCAUUACGAGUGUCAAUAUCGGGCCUCUUUCCUCUUCCUCAUCUUCUCUUUGGCUAUGUACAAUUUUUGAUAGCAUACUUGCAAAGGUUGAUGCAACAUGACAAGAUGUUUUAUAAAUGCCACGACGAUUUGAGUAAUUGUAAUAAUUGAUAUUCCACUCUACCGUAUCACCCAGGGCAUUAUUUCUAGAUUGUGUGUUAUAUUAUGAAUACGAAAUUAUAUACACCAUUGUUUAUUAU